This is a messenger RNA of Saccostrea cuccullata (small rock oyster), 1062 nucleotides long. Its product is annotated as interferon-induced protein 44-like. Lineage: Eukaryota; Metazoa; Mollusca; Bivalvia; Ostreida; Ostreidae. Gene Ontology annotation, molecular function: GTP binding. The coding region runs from base 40 to 1020 and encodes 326 amino acids. The transcript is spliced from 6 exons. The record is from RefSeq and is a predicted model, not a curated record.
CAUUUACAAAGGUUAAUUUGAGGGAAAAAUUACUUCAAAAUGGAGGAAUCUACUGUCAAGCCUGCAGUCGUGGCUACUGAAAAAUAUAAAGAACCAACAUCCAAUAUUUCUGAUGAUUUCCUUCAGAAACCAUGGCAAGAAAUGGAUGGAUUUGAUUGGACCGAAAAGUCCGUAGAAAGCCUUCUGACAGAAAUAGAAAAAUACAUGCCCUUGGCAGAUCUAGAGAAUGGAAACUACUCAAAAAUCCCUCAUGUCAAUUUGUUAUUAGUGGGACGUAUUUCAUCGGGAAAAUCAAGUUUCUUCAAUACAGUGGAUUCGGUUAUCAAAGGGAGACUUUCCCUCAGGUCACGUGCCGGAUGUGCAAGUUCUAGCUUAACAAAAUCACUGGAUAUUUACAAAGUAAAAGGAAGAAAAAACUCUGGCACCCUAAACUUUAGAGUGGUAGAUUGUCGUGGAUUAGAAGAGGAUCAAAGUUUGGACUCUCGCGAUGUUGAAUAUAUCCUGGAUGGUCACGUGAUGGAUGGAUAUGUGUUUAAUCAAAGUACACCAAUUACUAAAGAUAACUCCAAGUUCAGAAAAGAUCCAACCUUAGCUGAUCGUAUCCACUGUGUCAUCUUUGUGGUUGAUGGUUCGAAUCCACCUGAAAUAACAAUGUCUCAGAACGUUGAAAAACAAGUAAAAGAACUACAAGAAAUGAUGAAUAGACGAAAAAUUCCGCAAUUGAUCCUCCUAACCAAAGUUGAUACGAUGGCAACGGUCAAGGAAGACUUAUCUAAAGUAUUUCACAGCAAAAGCGUCUUAGAGAUGAGGGACAAAAUAGCCAUGUCGUUUGGGUUGCCUCCCUAUACCGUUCUACCGAUGCAAAAUAUCGCAAACUCUCCAACUGUCUCGAAAGAGAUUAAAAUACUGACGUUAUACAAUUUGCGUCAGAUACUCCGAGCUGCAGAUGAUUUUCUCGAAAAUCACGAAGAAGAGAUAAUGGGAGAUAAAUAUAAAGGAGCUCAGACUACUUCUUACUAGAAUGGAAAAGACAAAAAUAUUCCUCGAAACGACAAAAAGGAU